Molecule: messenger RNA, 1358 nt
Organism: Solanum dulcamara
Lineage: Eukaryota; Viridiplantae; Streptophyta; Magnoliopsida; Solanales; Solanaceae
Product: protein NETWORKED 3C-like
Exons: 2
Coding region: 304-1140 (278 amino acids)
Cellular component (GO): vacuolar membrane
Molecular function (GO): actin binding
Source: RefSeq, a predicted model, not a curated record
UUGAUUUCGACAAGAAGACGGAUUUCUUCAGGAAGUUCUUUCAGUUUCAGAUGUUGAACGUUUUGUUGCUGUUGUAAUUUGAGUGUUUGACAUACUCUUUUUGUUAGAUUUUUGUUUUGGGCUUAAUCCUAAACAUUCUAGGAUUAGGAUUUUUGAGUAGUUUAUAUAAACAUGACUUAACUGGUGCAUCUGUAUCUAUCUUUCUUUUUGUUAUUAUUGCUUUGAUUAAUCGUUGUCUCAUAACACUUUUGUUCUAGUUUAAAUUUUGUAAGUUUGUUGUGACGAUAGAUUUGUUAGAAGAAAAUGGUUGAGUCAAAGGAUAAGCUAUCGUCACACUGGUGGUGGUUGGACAGUCAGAAGAAGGGAACUCUGAAUCGCUCACCAUGGCUUCAAUCAACUUUAGCUGAACUAGAUGAGAAGACAGAGGCCAUGCUGAGGAUAGUUGAACUAGAUGCAGAUUCCUUUGCCCAAAGAGCAGAAAUGUAUUACAAGAAGCGACCACAGCUCAUUAACAUGGUUGAGGAUUUCUAUAGGACACAUCGCUUGUUGGCUGAGAAGUAUGAUCAAAUCAAGUGUGAAUCUGGUACUCGCCUUAUGACUCCGUGGAUGUCUCCAUUGUCUUUAACCAAGUAUCAUCCACAAAGAAAAAUGAUGAGCGCCACUGAAAUAUCAUAUGACACCUAUUCAGAAACCUUCGACCCUGAGUCUGAGUUAUCAGAUAAUAUGUCUGAGGUUGAGGAUCCUGACUUAGAAGAAGAAGAAGAAAUACAAACACCCAAAUCAGAGAAGGAAACAAUGGCAGUAUCAAGUGGCUUUCGCGUCAACAAUGAUGAAGUAGUGAAGCUGAGGGAAGAAAUUGAGAGGCUGAAAGAAGAGAGCAGAGUUCAGCAGGAGCUUCUACUGCAGAAAGAUGAAGAGAAAAGAGAGGUCAUCAGGCAGCUCAGUUUAGCUGUGGAUUUGCUGAGGGAGGAAAAUAUUAUGCUGAGGAAGACUAAGCCGGCAUCACCUCCAAAGAAGGAAAACAUCAUCGAGCUCGAGACAAUAAAAGAGGGGUUCCGGAAAACAUCAUCUCCAAAGAAGGAAAGCGUCAUUGAGCUCAAGACAUUCAAGGAGGGGUUCUGGAAGAGGCUCUUCAAUUGAUCUCCUUAGUCAGAGACUGCAAUUUGAUCAUUCUAUAGUCUAGUUAUUGUGCAAUAUAUUGCUUCAUUCUUUAUAGUCUUGUUGUCUAAAAGCAGUAAUUUAGUUACUAUAGUGUUUAGGAUUCAUAAGUAGUUUUAUUUCAUUUGCUACUCUAGUACUCUCUUAAGUCAUUCUUGAUGUUAUUAUGUUGCAGUAUAGUAAUAAAGUAUUAAAUUUCG